Molecule: messenger RNA, 864 nt
Organism: Rattus rattus (black rat)
Lineage: Eukaryota; Metazoa; Chordata; Mammalia; Rodentia; Muridae
Gene: Tmem269
Product: transmembrane protein 269
Exons: 6
Coding region: 1-765 (254 amino acids)
Source: RefSeq, a predicted model, not a curated record
AUGCUUGGCACAAGAGACUCCAAUCUGCACUCAAGUUGCAUCCCCUCUAAGAAAAAAAGAAGACAAGGUCAUCGUGCCAUGAACCAAGAGCAGAACAGUUCUCAGAUGACUGAAUUUUCCUGGAAAGAUGUUAUUAAUGCUUUGUCCCUGGCCAACAUGAUCCUGGGGCUCUUCUCCAUCUUCUGCAGCUUCAGCAGGAAAUCACACUGUGCUUCCUGGAUGCUUCUGAUCAGCUUCCUGUUAGACAUUGCAAUAGGGACGAUGACCAGACACUUCAACAUCUGCCACAAACAGGGACUCGAGCUGAAUGACUUUGCUGUCUUCACCACCUUUGGCCUUGCCUCAGCGCUGCUCCUUGGUGUGGAUGGGCCUCUGAAUGGGUUCCUGGCCAUCAUCUAUGUGCUAACCACUUCUUUCCGCCUGUGUUUUUAUUCAGCUGGAGGAGGUUCCUCUGGAUACAAGGGCUUACCCUGCCCCUAUGCUUCCUGUGUUUUGGCCUCCACCUGCCUUCUGACUAAAGGCAAUACAUUCAUUCUUUGCUGCAUGGCUUCACUCAUGAUUCUCUUCAUGAUCGACCAGAGUUGCUACCCACAUGAUGAAAUCCUAGAUUCGGACAACUGGAAAAAAAUUGUUUAUAUAGGAGGUGUUAUCCUGCUGUUUUUCUCUCCGUUCCCACUCACCGCCUUUUAUUGCCUGACUUGGUCGCUCUCCUACAUCUUCUCUCCUGAUACCCUUUGGGGCAGAAGAGUUUGUACUAAGCUCUAGUGAGAGGAAAGCAUAACAUCACCACUCCUGCUGGCUCUGUGGGCUGUACGCUUAGCAUGCUGGACCAAGAUCUGCCUGUCCUCACUAAAGCUUUCGGAU